This is a messenger RNA of Cajanus cajan (pigeon pea), 1272 nucleotides long. Lineage: Eukaryota; Viridiplantae; Streptophyta; Magnoliopsida; Fabales; Fabaceae. The record is from RefSeq and is a predicted model, not a curated record.
ACUGAGAAGCAUAAACUUAAAUCAUCCCUUAUUGGCGGGGGAAAUCCCAUUUUUUGUGUGCUUUCAAAGCUUCUUUAUUUCAAUUUUGCUAGGAAUUUUAUUUACAAUUUCAGAAUUCUUUGAGCUUGCAGCACUGAGUAAAUUUUCUACAUGCAUUUAUGCUUCUAACCUGAAGGCUGAAGCUAUAUUGUGAGCUUAGUAGCUGAUAUGACAUCAUGUUCCUGCUUAGAGUACAUUUGCCUUUGAUCAUCUGUAAAUAAAUUUGAUUCCCUUCUUUUGAUGUAAAUGUAAUAGAUUUGUGGACAGAACCAACAUUAGAAUUUCACUAACAUGCAAAAUAAGGCUACUCUAAGAUGGUGUUUAACCUUUCUUUUCUUUAUUUUAUCUUCUCCUUAAUCGAAGCUGUUUAGAGGAGAAGCCAGGAUGAACACAAUUUUGAAAAUAUAAAAAAUUGAAUGUAGUUUAUUUUUAAAUCAACAAAACCCCUGAAAAAUAGCACUUCUAUAAAGGCUAUUUGGAGGAACUUCUACUUUAACGAGAGCAGAGCCAGAAAGAGCUAUGCCAAAACAAAGUUUAGUUACGGAAUAGCUCAAUAAUAACUAGAUCCUGAACUCUCUGCAUAAGUUGCCCUUUGAUCUGAAAUCAGUAAAGAAUCUGGCUUUGAAUUAGCAUUAAUGUACCUUCGAUGACGCUAACUCUGGUGGUAUGCAUUAGUUGAUCAAUCAAACCCUGCUGAAUUUCAAGCCAAUGCUAUGGAUAAACGCACCAGAAGAUCAGAUGAUCCAGAACAUUGUUUACAGGAAAAGACUGACCGUUCUAUGGUGCCUGAUAAUGGACAAAAGAGAGUUAAAUCACGUUCCCAGAGAGUUUCGAAGGAUAAAAAGCCUUCGAAAAGGCAGAGCCUUGCAGCUGCUUGUACAUCAUGGACGUCUGGAUUAAGGAGAAGCAGCAGGAUGAGGACAAGGCCAUUGGAGUACUGGAAAGGAGAAAGACCGGUUUAUGGUCGCGUACACGAAAGUUUGGUUACUGUGAUUGGGGUGAAGUGUAUGUCUCCAGGAAGUGAUGGGAAACCCAUUAUGAAGGUGAAAUCUUACGUAUCAGAUGAACACAAAGAGCUAUUGGAAUUGGCAUCUCUACAUUGAAUGUAAAAUAAGUUCUUGACAUUUAUCCUCGUGUUUUUUUUCCUCGUAAUAUCAGACAUCUCUACAUUGAAGGUAAAAUCUGAUGAUUGAGACCGCUGUCAUGGCAUAUAAUUGUUUUCUUUUGUUUCUA